GACGAUGUCGAGUGGCCAGAUGAAUAUAAAAAUGAAGUUAUCAAUAAGAUUUUUCUUAAUAGCGCUAGCAAAUGUGACGGUGCUGCAAUUACAAGAUAUGAAAGUCAGGCGGAUACCUUCUGGGACACCUUUUACUCUCUUCACUCCAAUCGUUUCUUUAAAGAUAGAUCCUGGUUGGCGUCAGAAUUUCCCGAAGCAUUUCCAAAAUUACCUCUUCGCUCUAAGGUAAAAAGUGAAAGCUCUUAUCCUGGGAGUAAUUGUGCUUUUCGACUGCUUGAAGUUGGUUGCGGCGUAGGAAACACUGCUAUACCAUUGUCAAGGCUUCACAAGUUGGUAACCUCAUACUUACUCCUUAGGCCACUAGAUUCUUUUGUUUAUGCUUGCGAUUUUUCCCACCAAGCUAUACAGCUGCUAAAGGCUCUUCCAGAAUACGACUCUGAGAAUCUACUCGCUUUCACUUGCGAUGUCACCAAUCCGUGUAGUGAAAUGCCAUUUCACUUCGAGUCGGUGGAUAUUAUUUUUCUAAUUUUUGUUCUUUCUUCAAUAAGCCCAGACAAACACGAAGCAGUACUUAGAUUUUUAUCUCGAUAUUUGAGACCUGGAGGCAUUAUUUUAUUCCGCGAUUAUGGAAGAUAUGAUCUAGCCCAAGCGAGGUUUAAGGAAGGCCGGUGCCUCUCUGAUAACUUUUAUGCUCGAGGAGACGGGACAAGAGUAUAUUUUUUUGAGCUCGAUGAAAUACAUUCAUUGUUUUCAUCAAUUGGAUUUGAUGAGAUAGAAAACAAGUUAGACCGCAGGCUCGUCGUUAAUCGAUUAAAAAUGUCGAAAAUGUACCGAGUUUGGGUUCAGUCAAAGUACAAAAAGCCCGUUCAUGCCUAA
Messenger RNA from Protopolystoma xenopodis, 876 nucleotides. The record is from the annotation of a GenBank genome assembly. NCBI's taxonomy places the organism in Eukaryota, Metazoa, Platyhelminthes, Monogenea, Polystomatidea, Polystomatidae.